CGGGCUUGUGGCUUCUCUCUCCUCUACACACACAUCAUGGCUCUCCUCACUAAACCUACCUGCCUGGCAUUCAAGCAAGAACGUCGACAACAAGGACAACAGCCUUGAGGAACUGACUCCUGGAGGGCCAUGACGGAAUCCAGCCCAGGGAUGACAUGGGCGCUCCACGCGAACGGCACCGCCGUUACCACGGGUUACCAUCUGCAGACGACGUUUGCGACUGACGCCGCCAUCUUGGCCUCCUCACCCACGGUUGCCGCAGGCGCCAUGGCGGGCGGGGAAAACAGCACCGCCAUUCCAACAACGGUCCUCAACAACAUCACCAGCCUGAAGAACCUAACCAGAGCGUCGUACGACCCGGGUCUGGAACUCUCGGUCGGAUCGUCCGUGGCACUAGCCCUGUCCAUGAUCGGAUGUACUGUGGUGACUAUUCUAGCGAACUUGACCGUGAUCUUGGUGAUUGCCUUCACCCGGAGGCUGCACACCGUGACGUCGGCGUUCCUGGUGAACUUGGCCGCCAGUGACCUGAUGGUGGGGGUCGGGGUCAUGCCGGUGGUGACCAGCAACGUGGUCAACGAUGGAUGGGCAUACGGACAGCCGGUGUGCAAGGUGGUGGGUUUCGUCACGCUCCUGUCCUGCAUCAGCUCGGUGCUGACUCUGGCCGCCAUCGCGCUGGAUCGCUACAACGCCAUCAUCAACUGUCUCAAAUACCACACGGACGCCACCUCCAAGAAAACCGCGCGCAACCUGCUGUGGAUAUGGCUGCAGGCGCUGGCGUGCAGCGCGCCUCCGCUGCUGGGGUGGGGAGGGUACGCGUACAGUAAGUCGCGGUUCGCCUGCUCCGCGGAUUGGACGCGCACGAUGUCGUACACGCUGUUCGUCGCCGUCACGUGCUUCCUCCUUCCCGCCAUUGUCGUCAUCGUCUGCUACGCGCGCAUCGUUAAAGUCGCGCGAGAUCACGCGAGACGCAUCACCGACGUCCGCGAGAACUUGAACGCGAACAACUCCUCCCAGGAGGACUUCACGACGGUUCGCUACAUCAUUCCCGCCGUCUCCAUCAUCGGGGAUCUCCCCAGCUUCUGCACCUUCAACCCCGCGGUCCCGGCCGAGCCAGACAGCAUCUCCUUAGCGAGCAACGAUCGACACCCUGCGCCAAGCCAGGCGCGGGCAGCCUACAGACUCUUCGUCCUCAUCUUCGUCUACUUCUGCUGUUGGACGCCGUACGUCGUCGUGCAUUUGAACGAACUGUUUCACAAGCACGAGGGACCUUCGUGGAGUCACCCCACCCCGCCGUGGGUGUUCACCAUGGCCACCUGGCUGGCGUUGUCCAACUCCAUGGUCAACCCGCUCAUCUACGCGUUCCGCAGCCGCAAGUUCAGGAACUCUCUCCGCCGGCUGUGGCGGAAGCUGAGGAACGAGAACGUGCAGCCCGAGAACAGGAGAACCAUGGAGACGGUGGCGAACCGGCGGCGGGUCAGCACCAUCAGUUCCGCGAGCACCUACCUGACAAUGCUCCGCUCGCAGUCGAGCACGCCGCCGACUCAGGGCGUAGGCAGCCCGUCCCCAUUCCCCGCGCUCCAGAGCGUUGGGGAGGACAGCGUUUUCGAGGACAGCAACUCCAACAAGAGCAACACGCUGAGCCCGAACGUGCACCAAGUCAUCGUGAGAUCGCGCAGCUGCGCGGCGGACGUCCUCGUCUCUCCGCCCGGCGGCGGCGCCAACGACGUCCCGCUGGCGGAACUGCGGCGCAGCUCGGUCCCGACGCCGACGGCGAUGUUCCUGGAGGUUCCUCGGGCGCCCGCGAUGCUGCCGCCGCUGAGACAGGAGAAGCUUCCGCCGCACGUGGCGGACCGGGGUGAUUCGGUGAGCCUGGACAGUAACAAGUGCGCCGUGAUGUUGCGGAUAGACUCGGCGUCAGAGUCGUCCCUAGGCAGCCGCGUGUCGCUGGCGUCAGGGGGACAAAACUUGGCGGUUUCCAAGGAAACGUCGCGCUCCAAAGUUAGGAACUCCAAGACAGCGAAAGCUUAAAGACAAGGAUUUAUUGAAUGAAGGAAGGGCCUUUAUUGUACAUUCAUGCCUCGACGGGCCAUGUCUUUAUUGCAUUCUCUUACACAGAGCCUUGUCCAUGGCUUAGACAAUAUACCUUAGGGAGGCCCUGAUAAACCUAGCUUAGGUUUCCACUUCUGUGGGCGUUUCCUCUAAUCAGCCGUCAACCAAUGAGCGAAUCGGCUUUACCCAAAUAAAGCAUUUAGGUGAUUCUCUGAUUGGCUGAUAGCUGCUUAGAAACCACGCCCACAAAAAUGAAAAUAUCCUCCCGAUUUAGCAGAGCCUCCUAAAGGCAUAUUGCACAGGCCACGGACGGUGCUCUCUG
Messenger RNA from Branchiostoma floridae (Florida lancelet), 2371 nucleotides. RefSeq names its product 5-hydroxytryptamine receptor 1D-like. Gene Ontology annotation, biological process: G protein-coupled receptor signaling pathway. Gene Ontology annotation, molecular function: G protein-coupled receptor activity. The record is from RefSeq and is a predicted model, not a curated record. The transcript has 3 exons. Gene Ontology annotation, cellular component: membrane. NCBI's taxonomy places the organism in Eukaryota, Metazoa, Chordata, Leptocardii, Amphioxiformes, Branchiostomatidae. Bases 130 to 2028 code for a protein of 632 amino acids.